Echinostoma caproni is the source of this 966-nucleotide messenger RNA. NCBI's taxonomy places the organism in Eukaryota, Metazoa, Platyhelminthes, Trematoda, Plagiorchiida, Echinostomatidae. The record is from the annotation of a GenBank genome assembly.
UUGUUUUCGCAUCCGUCCAACUCUCCCCCAAUUAGGACCAAAUGGAAACGUCAAACCGCAGUUGGAUUUGAAUUACUUGCAGAGGCGGGAAACUUUGUGGCUGUUCAACGUAUUCUACAAACCAAUUCCUACUGGGCCUAUCACCCAGCUACACAAUCAAUUUUGGAGAGUAUGAAAGCAAUGGCACGUUUUCAAACAGCUACAGACACAACCGAACUACCGUCAAAUCUUAUUCAAACUUCUGUUGCGAGUAAUUCCUCCGCCGAAAAUAACGGGACAAAUGCACCGGCUUUGUCCACUUCCACAGAGAAUCUGGUCACUCGAUCAGUCCUUGGUGAUCGUGACACAGAUAAGGAAAGACCCACUAUGCCGAUCCAAUCACGUCCUAUUCCCAGUUCAGGCAUCUCUUUCCUGCCGUCUGACCUGAGUGCCAGUUCAGUUUCAGGCAAAUCAACAACUAAAACCCUGCCAGUCCCACCUGGUCCAAUUAGUUCCACCCAAAAUUCCAACGAUUUGUCGCGAAUAGGUCCUGUCACGUGGCCAGAGACUUUAGCCACAUGGAACGGCUUGGAUCAAGCGAUCAACGGGAUUACUUCAAACGGUAAAAACAAUUUUGAUUUGACAGCUUAUUUCCAAUGGUUCUUUCAUGCAAUGAACGGUCAGGAACAAACCGUAGCACCAUCUGCCACACCCGAGAGUAGCACGGAUUCGAUCCCCGCCAAAUCAGCUAUGCUUAUGGCCAACAAGCUAUGGCAAUUCAGUCAGACAGAUGACCGAUCGACUGUGCCCGGCACAAUCACUGGGGUCAAUCCCCCCAACCCUCUCCAGGCGACGAGCGUGGUUCGCGAUCAGCGCAAACUGAUGGAAGAGUUGGUUGCGAUGAACGCGUGGAUCAAAUUGCACACGAAUCAACAGAACAAUCCGACAACAGCAAACCUCUGUCCAGACGAACCUUUUUCCGCGUAA